AUGACUUCGGUGGAGCAUUGGCGGGAGGCAUGGAUCCAGUUCAAGUUUGCCCUUCCUGUUGCUGGUGCGAACCUGCUCCAGCGUGCUGCAGUUUGGGUAACCUGGAUCUGUGUAGGGCACUUGGGGGAAGAGAUUAUGGGACCUGUUACACUCUCCAGCAGUGUGAACAACGUCCUGGGCGUCUCAGUGGUGGGCGGCCUUUCUAUGGGCAUUGCGACACUGGCGUCUCAGGCCCAUGGAGCUCGGAAUGACGAGGCCUUGAGCCUGGUACUGCAGCGGGCCAUCCUGGUUGGCCUGCUUGGCUCUCUGCCUUGUGUGGCGCUGCUGCUUGUGAUGCGGCCACUGCUCCUUGCACUUCACAUGACCGAAGACUUUGCCAAUGUCGCUGGCCGCUACGCCUUCUGUGUGCUCCUCGUGACGCCUUGCAUGGGCGUACAGCGGUCCAUCGGCAUGUGGUUGGUUUCUCAAAAGAUCAACAUGCCACGAUUAGUGGCCAUUGUUGUUGCAUUGCCCCUACAUGCGGCCAUGACUGUGGCGGCUACAGCUUUUAGCAACUUUCGCUACGAAGGCGCCGGUGUCGCCAUGACGCUCAGUACGGCCCUGCAAGCUGGGCUUCUGUAUUGCUACAUCUCUUGUUCCUCUGCUUGUGCUGCCUCCUGGAAAGGCUUUACGAGACAGGGCCUCAAAGACUGGGGUCCAUACCUGGAGGUGGCCAUUCCGGGUGUUUUGAUGAACACGGAAUACUUCGUGGGAGAGUCGCUGGUCUUUGCCGCAAGCUUGCUCCCAGAUCCUGACACCUGCCUGUCUGCGUUGUCCAUCUAUCAGCUCACCCAGACGACCUGCUACCAGAUUCCAAGCGGCAUUCGCAUGGCCAUCAGCGCUCGAGUCGGGAACCAGCUAGGGGCCGAGGAACCGCUGCAGGCAGCGGUCUCCAGCCGAGCAGGUUUGAGGCUUAUACUGAUUUGGAUAUGCUUGCCUUCCGUGGCACUUCUAGUCUUCACCCGGCAGUGGGGCUUAAUGUUUACAACGGACGAGGAUGUUCUGAAGCUACUUAGCACUCUGGUGUGGCUCAUGCUAUUGUAUAGCAGCUUGGAUGCUAUACUUGCCUACUACAAUGGUGUCCUGUCUGCCUGUGGUCAGCAGAGCAUCAGUGGCAAAUGGGCAAUUCGAGGCUACGUCUUCGUCAGCUUUCCCCUUGCGAUGCUUUUUGCUUUUGGGUUCAAGUGGAGGGUGCAUGGCCUCUGCGCUGCUCACUGUAUUGGCAAGAUAGUUCACACCAUUCCAUGCAUGGUGGCGGUCUGGCAGAUCGACUGGAACAAGGAAAGUGCCAGGGCGGUGAACCGCGUGGAGCGCGUGGCAGCCGCCUCGACUGUUCCACUGGUCCGCACCUCGAGUGAUGCGACUCGGAUGAUCGCCAACAACUCCGCUACUGGCGCAGCCAUGGUGGAGGCCCAUGGCGUCGAGGCAGUUUUAAGCGCAAUGAGGUUGGACCUGAGCAAGGCAGAUCUGCAGAGCGCAGCUUGCAAGAUCUUGUGCAGCGUCGCAAUGUGUGAUGCCAAAUGCCAAGAGAAGGUAGCCAAAUCUGGUGCUGCUCAGGCAGUUCUCGACGCGAUGAGAGCGCAUUCUUCCGUAGCAGCAGUCCAGGAGCUUGGCUGUCAGGCCCUGAAGGAGUUUGCGGCCUACAAUGCCGAAAGUCAAGAAGACAUCUACAUGCGAGGUGGCAUCCAAGUGGUCCUUAGGGCCAUGGAGGCCAACCCGCACGUGCCGAACCUCCAGGUGAUGGGUUGCGGAGUGCUGCGAAAUCUUGCAGCCUGCAACUCCGAACAGCAGCAAGCAGUGGUGUCGCGAGGAGGAAUUCAGGUCGUCCUCGACGCCAUGUCUAUGCACAGCGACAGCUCUGCCAUGCAAUGGGCAGGCUGUUGGACAAUGUUCUGCCUCUGCGUUCACAACGCAGAAAUGAGAUGCGAGGUGGCCGCGUACGGCGCAGCGCGUGUUGCGCUGAAGGCCCUCGAGGCUCAUCGAGCCGAGCAUCGAGUGCAGGAGGCUGGCUGCUGGCUGCUCAAGGCCGAUGCUUUGGAAAUGCUGUCGACUGCACAAGUCCGCGACGGCCUGAAGAAGUUGGCCGAUGGGUCAUUGCUGGAAAGCGUGGCGAACGUCUCCAACACGCUGCAGAGUCUUCCGGUUGCUUGCAACGCAAGCAACUCCAGCAGCGGAGCCCGCCAGGAGUAUUUAGUCGAGCUCCCGAGCCUCUCGUCUGUCCUCUGGCUGAUUGCCGUGGGCUUCUCCAUGAUGAUGGCAUUCUUGAGCUUGUGCAUCGUUCUCGGCGAGUCGAAGGUGAACCAUGAACGCCUGCAAGCACUGGAGUCCAGGGCUGUCACUGGGCAGCAGCAGCAGCAGCAGCAGCAGCCAAAGGCCAUCUGCGACUUGCGCUUGUUGGCUCUCGAGGACAUCAAGGAGGAGGAGCCGAAACUCCGCACCAAGGUCCUCUCUGGGGCUGUGGGGGCAGCCAUCGGGAGCACCACUGGUGCGAUCUCCGGCACUGCCGUGGGAGGCACCGUCGGUGCCGCGAUCGGCCUUGUCCCUGCAGUGUUCACUUUCGGCCUUUCCAUUCCAGUGGGUGCCUUCAUCGGCUCCUCCCUGGGUUUUGCCUCCGGCGGCGUGGUUGGCGGCUCUGCCGGCGCUCUUGGCGGAGUGAAGGCGGCGAAGUUGCUCCGCAAAGGAAGAAGUCGCAGCUUCUCAACGGACUCAAUGGUGGAGAGGUGUCCACAUUCGUUUCACCCAGCGACCUAUCAGAUCGAUCCAGAAUUAGCAGAGCACAUGGCCACCGCCAAGGACCGGGCGACAUUCUCAGCUGCGAUUCAGGCGGCGCUAAAGGCACUUGAAAAGCACCCAGGGAAUGCGGCGGUGCAGAAAGCGGCGAGAGGUGCACUUCAGAGCCUCUCCGCUUUUGACAAGGAGGGAUGGGUAAAAAUGGCCUGCCUUGGGCGAUGCGGGCGGCUCGGGCGUACAGCGACCAUGCGGACCCUUGAGGCCUUGUCCUGGAGGGAGGGUUUGCUGCCGUUCGGGUUCAGACGCCAUAUGUUGGAACCAAAAUGUCGGCAACUAGGUAGUUUCAUAAAGGGAUGCAUGCAUUCGUGCACUCCAGUCUGGAGCCAAUGCAUACAUGGAUAUUUGAUUCCAUGCACAAUAUCAUGUAGUGCGGAUGUGUUCAUGUGUUUGUACGCACGCAUGACGUAA
Messenger RNA from Symbiodinium necroappetens, 3237 nucleotides. NCBI's taxonomy places the organism in Eukaryota, Dinophyceae, Suessiales, Symbiodiniaceae. The record is from the annotation of a GenBank genome assembly.